AUGCCAAAUUGCCGUUUUUGCACUUUUCUGCUUUGUAGCUGUCGUUAUUAUUUUAAUCUUCAACCUCAUUUUCUUUUAAUUCUGUUGUUGUUGUUGUCAAUUCCUCAAAGCCUUCAGGACUCACAAACUGGUAGUAAUGGUGGUAUUUCUCUAGCCUGCGGAAAUGCUCUUAGUUCUUCUUCAAGUAACAUUCCAAAUAGCAACAGUAACAAUCCAGCAGUCCAAACAUUGUCACAAUAUCAACUUGUUGGAAUGGACGUUUUAACCAAAAAUGUUUGCUCCCCUUUGUCUGUUGAACCAACUACAGCUUAUUUGCCUGGAAGUGGUUAUUUGGUGGCUAAAUGUGAAGAAUGUUCCAAAUGCCCUCAAGAAUUGUUACAUUUGCAUAGAGCGCUUACACAGUUGGCAGUUAAUGCAAAACUUCAGUCUUUGAUCAUUGUUGUUGAUAAAGAAUUGGAACGAUUACGACCUGCUUCUAGUCGAACAACACCAGGAAAUUCACCUUUAGUUAAAUUUGUAUUUUCAACAUCCUCUUCAGAUGAUGAUGGAGGUUUACUUUCUCUAUGUGAUCCUAAUGGUGAUGCGAGUAAUGAAUCUCUCAAAAGUUUUUCAAAAACAUCAGUUCUAUUUGUUUCAAUUUCUUUUAUUAUUUUAAUUGUAAUUUCAUUGGCCUGGUUAGUAUUUUAUUAUGUUCAACGUUUUCGUUAUGCUCAUGCAAAGGAUAGAUUACAGAGAAGGUUUUUUCCUAUUUUAUUUUUGUGAAUGGUAGUGGAAGGUCCUUGGAGUUUUCUCUAUUAUUUAGAAUUUCCCGACUAUUGAAUCAAGGAUAUACACAAGCACCUCUUAGUAGAUAU
Molecule: messenger RNA, 854 nt
Organism: Meloidogyne enterolobii
Lineage: Eukaryota; Metazoa; Nematoda; Chromadorea; Rhabditida; Meloidogynidae
Source: the annotation of a GenBank genome assembly